UCGGAUCUUAGACUACCCGGUUACAUUUUCCUAAGACGGUGUUAUAUAUCAUUUUGAAGCCCGUGAAAUUCUCUAUCACAUAAUGUAUAAAGUAGAGUGCUAACGGCAAAAUCAAUGGAUACUAUAAACAUGAACGACGUUGACCUACCGGUUUCCUGGGAUGCUACCGAGUAUUUCGAAUCUUAGAGUAGCCAGUUAGAUGUACUUAUGGCUAUCUCAUAUAUCAUUUUGUAGCUCGUAAAACUCUCUAUCGAACGGUGUAUAACAAUUGAUAUUUUGCUCUGGGUGAAACAGGUUGAAUGAUGUGAAUACUUUCAGUAAAUGUCGUUUAACGCGAGAAGAGUUUUUCUGCUAAAAGGUUUUCAGGGGCGCUGAGAAGGAUUUUUAAGAUUUAAAAAUAUGUUUGCAUUAAUCGUGGACAAAGACGGCAUCAGAUGAGUAAACGUAAGACUGAUUUGAGCGUGGGCCGAUUUUGCCUGUUAUCAUCUCCCGUUCUUUUCAAAAAUAAAUCGAGAAGAACAUGGCACAGUCAAAAAAACUGCUACUAUUUGUAUUUUGAAUAGUGCUUAAAAGGAGAAAAUGCUAUCAGAGAUUCAAUUAUUAGAUUUGUGGAGGAUUAAAUUUUCUAUCGAAAGAGCUGUUUUUGAAUUUCACGGGCUUCAAAAUGAUAUAUAACAUCGUCUUGGGAAAACGUAACUGGGUAGUCUAAGAUCCGAAACAAGGAGCGAUGAGACAUGAGGGUGAAUUCUAUGGAAUAAAAGUAUUAUAUUUGGAAUCAAGCUUGAUUGCCGAAGAAGGGUUUCGACUAAGUGAAGGUAAACGAUUUUUACAUGGUAAAGGUAUUUAUUCAACACCUGAUAUCGAAAUAGCAAAAAAAUACGCCUCAAAAUUCACAUAUGAGAAUGAAACAUAUUUAUGCAUCGUUCAGAAUCGUGUUAAUCCGAAACAUCUGCAAGUAUUUGACAAAGCAAAAACAAAACUUUAG
Didymodactylos carnosus is the source of this 985-nucleotide messenger RNA. Lineage: Eukaryota; Metazoa; Rotifera; Eurotatoria; Philodinida; Philodinidae. The record is from the annotation of a GenBank genome assembly.